Molecule: messenger RNA, 1758 nt
Organism: Coccidioides immitis RS
Lineage: Eukaryota; Fungi; Ascomycota; Eurotiomycetes; Onygenales; Onygenaceae
Product: short chain dehydrogenase
Exons: 1
Coding region: 901-1683 (260 amino acids)
Molecular function (GO): oxidoreductase activity
Source: RefSeq, a predicted model, not a curated record
GAAUUUUUUAUCACUUAUCUUUGUUAUCAUUUUGUCUUUCAUGCAUGCAGAUCCCCCUUCCCCCUCCCUCCCCCAGUCAAAAAGCAAGCCCAAUCUUCUUUCACCGCCCUGGUCCGCCUGCAGAAAGAUAACAAACAUCAUCAUCAUCAUCAUCAUCUUUUUGUCCAGGAUCCAGGGAACUCUGUUUCCAUGCGCUAGCGUCCGCGAACACAUCAGUUCUAUGGACUCCAGCGCGGUCGCUUGAGGGUGGCUUCAUCAUCCUUCACAUAACCACCUGGAUUAUUUUUCAUACCAAAGCUGUCAGGAUUACAUUUGCGAUGAGGCCAUCUUGAUCUUAAACCCAGAGACAGUGGCUGAGCUGAUCAUGAUACCCUUCGUCUCGUCAUCAUUCACUCUCUCUGCUUGUUCAAGAGCCGCCGUGGCGCUUAAUCAGGUUUGACCUCAGCGGACAGGCAAUUGCAUCACGUGAGGUUGAGCUUGGCGUGUUUGCAAGGUCCACCUGCUGAGAAAUCAAACCCGUGCAAACAAGGCAAACUGGGGACGGGUUUCCCUCCGCCAGCUGGCAGCUAGGUGUUUGCAUCGCCAGAGAUAUCUCGCUGGCUUCGUAUUCACGGUGAAGCACAGCUCAAGAAGCACUUGAGGAUUAGAAAUCAACAUGCAGGCUUCAUAGGGGUCGAGGAGGCCGUUUCAGCGGUCAUUAUGUCUCCCUCGAAGGUAUUUAAUCGCCGUUGAUACCCAGUAUCAACUACUACUUUCUCUCACACAUUCGCAUAUCAUCUUCAUGACCUUUUAAGAAGUACAAUCCAUAGUACUAGCAGAGGCAUUAAUUCUCUCUUAAAACCUUUCACAAGUGAGAAAAAAAGACCCAAAACAAAAAAAAAAAAAAAAAAAAAAAGGGCCAUGGCCGCGUAUACAGGGAAAAAUGUUGUCAUAAUUGGAGGUACCCAAGGCAUCGGCCUUGCAACUGCGAAACUCUUCCUGUCCCACGGUGCUAAAGUCGUCGUUACUGGCCGCCGUCGAGAACCUGUGGCUGCCGCGAAGCAGGAGCUCGGCGCUGCCGCCCUCGUUUUGCAAUCGGACAUAACCUCCCUUGACGCACAUGCGAAUCUCGAGCGGCUUGCGGAGCAACACCUGGGCUCCGGAGAAGUCAUCGACCUUCUCUUCCUCAACGUCGGCUACGCAAACCUCUCCCCCGUCAGUGAGAUGACCGAAGACCUAUUCGACAGGCACUUCAACACCAACACCCGAGGUCCCAUCUUCCUCGCGAAACGGAUGAUUCCGCACAUGCGGCCCGGCGGGGCCAUUGUUUUCACCACCAGCGUCUCCGUGGAUCAGGGCCACCCCGGUAUGGCGGUUUACUCCGCCUCGAAAGCUGCCAUCUAUUCCUUUGUGCAGACCCUCGCUGCGGAGCUGGCUAGAGGCAAGGAUGGCAAGGAGGGUAUCAGGGUGAACUGCGUCAGCCCGGGAUUCGUCGACACGCCGACACUCGGCGUCGUCGAUGCUCCUAAGGAAGCUGUUGCGGCCUUUGCGGACCUGGGACGACAGUCAACUCCCUUAGCAAGGAUCGCAAGGCCGGAGGAGGUCGCCAAGGCGGUAGCUUUCUUGGGAUUCGAUGCCACCUUUACAACUGGCACGGAAUUUCUGAUGGACGGUGGUUUGAGGCAUUUAGUUCUAGCUCAUUAGUUGAGAUCUACUCAUAGCUACUCAAAUUGCUGUCAAUAGAGAGAGAGAUAAUAAUGCGAUUUUGCCUGGCUUAUA